AUGGCGAACCGAGAACAGGGAAAUGAAACGUCCAUCACAGAAUUCAUCCUCUUGGGAUUCGUCAGUCUCCCUGAACUGAAAAUCCUUCUUUUCUUGCUGUUUCUAGUGGUCUACAUUGCAACCAUGGCCGGGAACAUCCUCAUUGUGGUGCUAAUUGUAGUCAUUCAGUACCUUCACACACCCAUGUACCUCUUCCUGGGGAACUUGUCGUGUUUGGAGACCUGGUACACCUCCACCAUCCUACCUAGGAUACUGGCCAGUCUCCUGACUGAGGUUAGGACUAUUUCAUUCAGUGGAUGUCUCACACAAUAUUAUUUCUUUGCUUCUAUGGUUGCCACCGAAUGCCUUCUCUUAUCGGUGAUGUCUUAUGAUCGGUAUUUAGCCAUAGGCAAACCACUGCACUAUGCAGCCCGAAUGAGUGGCAGGUCUUGCUUCCAGCUUGCAGCUGGCUCUUGGAUAGGUGGCUUCCUAUGUAGUGGCAUAAUAACUUUGUCAAUAUCCCAGUUAACUUUCUGUGGCUCCAAAGAUAUUGACCAUUUCUUUUGUGAUCUUAUCCCCCUGAUAAAUCUUUCCUGCAAUGAUCCUCAGCUGAUGGAAAUCUUGGUUUUCACACUAUGCUUGAUUUUCUCAGUGGUCCCGUUCCUACUUACCUUGAUGUCCUACAUCUGCGUCAUUGUGACCAUCCUAAGAAUCCCUUCCACCACGGGAAGGAAAAAGACCUUUUCUACUUGCUCCUCCCACCUCAUUGUGGUGACCAUGUAUUAUGGAACUCUACUGAUUGCUUAUAUGUUCCCAACAACCAAUACACUGAGAGACAUCAAGAAAGUUCUCUCUGUUGUCUGCACUGUCCUGACUCCCCUGGUCAAACCCUCAUCUACAGCCUGA
Gopherus evgoodei (Goodes thornscrub tortoise) is the source of this 885-nucleotide messenger RNA. Its product is annotated as olfactory receptor 11L1-like. The transcript has a single exon. Gene Ontology annotation, biological process: G protein-coupled receptor signaling pathway. Gene Ontology annotation, cellular component: membrane. The coding region runs from base 1 to 885 and encodes 294 amino acids. Gene Ontology annotation, molecular function: G protein-coupled receptor activity; olfactory receptor activity. The record is from RefSeq and is a predicted model, not a curated record. NCBI's taxonomy places the organism in Eukaryota, Metazoa, Chordata, Testudines, Testudinidae.